Messenger RNA from Fomitopsis serialis, 894 nucleotides. Its product is annotated as cytochrome P450. The coding region runs from base 1 to 894 and encodes 297 amino acids. The transcript has 4 exons. Gene Ontology annotation, molecular function: heme binding; iron ion binding; monooxygenase activity. Lineage: Eukaryota; Fungi; Basidiomycota; Agaricomycetes; Polyporales; Fomitopsidaceae. The record is from RefSeq and is a predicted model, not a curated record.
AUGCCAUCUAACACCUGGGUGGUGGUCGCUGUAGUAUGCUUACUUGUCUUUUUACUCGGUCGUAGCCCGCGGCAAAGCCUGAAAGACCGUCUUGUUCCACCCGGACCGAGACGUCUCCCGCUUCUGGGCAAUGCACAUCAAUUACCAUUGGAGUAUCAAGAGUAUACCUUUGGGACAUGGGCGAAGAAAUACGGCGAUCUCAUAUAUGCCGAGUUCUUUGGUAGCCGCACCAUCAUCAUUAACUCGUCUAAGAUCGCCCGGGACCUCUUGGACAAGCGGGGUGCUAUCUAUUCCAGCCGUCCGCGACUGGUGACCUUUGUCGAGCUGAUCGGCUGGGAUCCCACUUUGGUCUUUGCACUGUACCAGCAUGAGAGCCGGCGGAGGCAGCGGCGGUGGGUACAGGCCGCGUUCGGCGAGAAAGAUACAAUCCGACAGUAUGAAGGCCUACAACACAGGGAGGUUUGUAUCUUCCUGUCGAGUUUGAUACAAACACCUAAGGACUUCACCAUGCACAUCACUCGGUACGUAACAAUGUUUACCGUUGCGCUGAUCCUUGGAUCCGUCUACGGCCACCGAAUCACGUCCUUGGAAGAUGAAUACGUGACGCUGAUGGAUCGUGGCAUGGAGGCGACAAGUGCCACAGGUCCUGCCGGAGGAGGGAUGGUAGAUUACUUCCCACUCUGUGCCAUGAAUGGUCCUUGCUCUCGAACUUGGUGCUAUAGCGGAAACAGUCACAGGGCUUCGCCACCAUAUUCCUUGGUAUGGCCUAGCCCAUGGACGUCAAAUGCCCAUGGACACACGUCACAGGACUUCCAUACUUCUCGUGGGAUGCGUGUAUUUCCGUACACGCUGUCACAGCUUACUUACAGCAACACGGCUCCCGGCACUCGCUAG